UCCUUCAGCCCAUCAAACAAAGCCCAUCCAUGGAGAAGACCUUACUCUUCUCUCUCUUUCUCUGGAUCUUGGUUGCAUCUGGAUCGUCGAUCGAUGUCCCGGCGAUCUUCAUAUUCGGAGAUUCGAUCUUCGACGCUGGGAAUAACCAUUUCAAUAAAAACUGCACCAUCCAGGCAGAUUUUCCACCGUACGGUCAAAGCUUCUUCCGUCACCCAACGGGACGGUUCACGAAUGGGAGAACGGUCGCUGAUUUCGUCUGCGAGAUGAUAGGCAUCGAUCUGCAAAAGCCAUACUUGGAAGCGGAGAUGCAAGUAAGGAACAGGAGCCGUAAGGAUUAUCCGGCGAACGGGAUGAAUUUCGCGAGUGCUGGGAGUGGUGUUAUGAAGGAAACGAACGCAGAUUCGGGUGUGACCCCCAUCCAGACCCAGCUACAACAGUUUGAAGCCCUAGUGAAUCAGAACAAGAUCGACAAGAAGAUCAUCGAACGGUCCUUCUUCUUUUUCGAGUCUGGGUCCAACGACAUCUUCCAGUAUUUCAUCCCCUUCUACACCCCGAAACUCGAUGCAGAUGCCUUCGUCAGCACUAUGAUCACAGAAGUCGAGCACAUGAUCCGGUGCAUCUACGAACUCGGCGCACGUCGCAUUGCUGUGUUUGGAUUAGGCCCAGUUGGCUGUGUACCCGCACGGACGCUCUUGGGGGCUCCAAUGGACGUGUGUCAUGAGGCAAUGAACCAAAUGGUGAUGAAAUUCAACUUGGGCUUAGAAAGCCUGAUUAAGGAUGUGCCCACAAAGCUCCCAGGGGCUGUCGGUGUUUAUGGAGCCACGUUCGACAUCAUCCAACGGUUCCGUGCUUCUCCUAAGGAUUAUGGCUUCUCUAAUACAACUAAUGCCUGCUGUGGUGAGGGCACUCUGGGUGGUAUGGUACAAUGUGGGACUGGAGAAUACAAAGUGUGCGGGAAUCCCAACGAAUUCCUGUUUUGGGAUUAUUUCCAUCCAACGGAGCACGCUUACAAGCUCAUCACAAAGGCUUUCUGGGGUGGCAAGCAGCAGCGGAUCAGGCCCCUUAAUCUCAGGACUCUUGCGAACAUCACUGUCUGAAAAUCCUUCAUCCAACGGUUACAAAAGCACCUCAUGCAACUGCUGCAAUGAAGAAAUGUAGCAUCUUUUUGUUGUUUGAUUCUUCUUUUCACAAACAUUGAUAGAAAUAAUAUUAAUAUUAAUAUAAUACUCAGAUUAUUUAUGGGAA
Magnolia sinica is the source of this 1245-nucleotide messenger RNA. RefSeq names its product GDSL esterase/lipase 6. The record is from RefSeq and is a predicted model, not a curated record. Gene Ontology annotation, biological process: lipid metabolic process. The coding region runs from base 30 to 1097 and encodes 355 amino acids. Gene Ontology annotation, molecular function: lipase activity. The transcript has 4 exons. Lineage: Eukaryota; Viridiplantae; Streptophyta; Magnoliopsida; Magnoliales; Magnoliaceae.